This is a messenger RNA of Poecile atricapillus (Black-capped chickadee), 644 nucleotides long. RefSeq names its product translocase of inner mitochondrial membrane 13 (gene TIMM13). The coding region runs from base 211 to 507 and encodes 98 amino acids. NCBI's taxonomy places the organism in Eukaryota, Metazoa, Chordata, Aves, Passeriformes, Paridae. The record is from RefSeq and is a predicted model, not a curated record. The transcript is spliced from 3 exons.
ACGGGCCACGAGCGGCGGCGGGACGGGCACCCCUGGGCCGGGGACGGCGUGCACCGGCCCCGCUGAGGCGGCCCACGGAGGGGAACGUGGCGCUCAGUCCCGCCCGGCGCGGAGGCGGAGGCGGCGCGGGGCCCGCUGGGAACCGCAGUCCUGGGCGCCGCCAUUUCUCCCUCCGGCAGCGCAGGGGCCCCGGCCGCGGUGACUCUGGGCAUGGAGAGCGGCUUCGGCUCCGACUUCGGCUCCGGAGGAGGCGGCGGCGGGGGGAAGCUGGACCCGGGGCUCAUCAUGGAGCAGGUGAAAGUGCAGAUCGCCGUGGCCAAUGCACAGGAGCUCUUGCAGCGGAUGACGGACAAGUGCUUUCGGAAGUGCAUCGGGAAGCCAGGCGGCGCCCUGGACAACUCCGAGCAGAAGUGCAUCGCCAUGUGCAUGGACCGGUACAUGGACUCCUGGAACACAGUUUCGAGAGCCUACAAUUCUCGUCUGCAGCGGGAGAGAGCCAACAUGUGACGCCUGCCAGCCUCCAGGCCGAGAAGGGACCAUGUGGGGAAGGGACGAGCGGCCAGUCCAGAUGGUUAGGGGUGAAUCCUGCAGCCUUCCCAGCCCCUGCUGUGGCAGAGCAAUAAAACCUCGCUGAACCUUUUGCA